AGCACCACCCAAAUAUGGAAAAAGAAGACGACCGCGACGCCCGCGACAGAUCAGUUACUAGUGCCAGAAUGUCAGUAGUAACUCGUAUCCAGUUCCAAAUCAUCCUACAUUUCUGUUAUCGAUGGCUUGAGCAAAUUGUGUCGUUUGAUCCUCAAGAUUAUGCACUAGCGAUGGUCAAAUUUGUCAGUCUACUAGUAUGUCUUCGAAUCUUCUGUGUGCGAGGCUGACAAGGACAACAGGGCUUAAUCCAGCACAUUUAUAGCUACCGUUAUCCCUCAACGCUCAGGAGCGACAGGUAAAAAAAUUCCAUGGAGGACCGAGAACGUGAAGAAAGGUGCCAAUGGCCGCAUCAGGCUUGAGACAAAUGCCCGCAACUACGCAGUCGCUCAUUAAAAAAACAUUGUAUGCAGAGGAAUCAGACGGGAGUACUGCGAAUCUCGGUGAUAUCGCCUGACCGUGACUCUGGGAGCGUGGAUACACACAUAAGGAAUCGGAGCACCCUCGAGUCCAUGGCUCGUUCGGAGGACAAGUACUGGGAGGUUCCAGUGAUUAGUAGU
Suillus plorans is the source of this 557-nucleotide messenger RNA. RefSeq lists its product as uncharacterized. The record is from RefSeq and is a predicted model, not a curated record. Lineage: Eukaryota; Fungi; Basidiomycota; Agaricomycetes; Boletales; Suillaceae. The transcript is spliced from 2 exons. The coding region runs from base 15 to 227 and encodes 70 amino acids.